UUACAAUUCCCUCACCAUUCAUGUUCACGUUAUUCGACAAACAGUGCAUUUAACCCAACUUAAACGGGUUGUCAGAAACUUAAACAACGGACAAUUUACUAUGACGAGAGUUUAAGGUUUUCGUACUUUACUAAUAAGUAAUUAGCAAUAGCUUGCAUACAUUAGACCCACUAAAAUGAAGUGUUAAGAAGCCGAUCGACCUGAAUGGUAUCUGAAUAUUACAGUUAAUUUAUCUUUUCAAAGUAGUAUAACCUUACUUUUGCGAAGUUCACAAGUGCAUUUUAGUUUACAAGGGAAGUUUUGGUGCAAGUGAAGUUUAAUACGGCAUUACUUGGUGAUUCAGUGAUUGUUUCUUAGUUGGAAAUCAUAUAUAUUGGACUCAAGAAACGUUAACAUGUCUCUGAUACUUGGUAAGAAUUUCACAAAGUCUCUCUCAACUCCAGCACAGCCUGUUAGAAAUAGCAAAACCAGAAUGCCCUGCUGUUAAGCUGUAUUGAAGCAAUUAUUGCAAAAGGAUUUUCACUACUACCAAGGACGUUAUCAUGCCAGUAGGAAUAUGUUUCGAAAACUCCUCGCUCAAGAACAGUUUUUCCUUGUCGUCUCUACAGCAGACCCCAAGUGAGAAUACGCCGGAUAAAGCUGUUAAACCAAGACAGUUCAACAGUUUAACAAAAAACAGGGUAAAGGCUACAGCCGUCAGACGAUCAUGGGGCAGUACAGCAAGCGAUCAGCGAGAAGAAUUUUGGUCUGUUUUACAGGCCAACUACAACUAUAUCAUGGACAACAACCUUAUCGAUAAAUGCCAGGAAGUAAAUGGCGAUUUGGCAACUCACAAUGGAACAUGGACAUUAAAGGAAUUCUAUGCUCAAUUCUCUGAACUCUAUUCUUGGUUAAAUAGCGUUCAAGAGACAAUUUAUGGCAAAGAGGAAAAUAUCAUGGACAAAGCUUUACGAGCACGUUGUGUUAACAAGGUCCUCGAAAAAAGCUCUACCUUGAAGCUUUUCAACGAUCAAGCUAGUCAACUAGUUCAACUAUAUCCAGAAGUUCAGGAGGAAGUUAGUUGGAGAACCACGCAUCUAAAUUCAAAAUGGGAUUCAAUUCUUAGUAUUUUAGGACCUUCGGAUUGCGAAAUGUGUGAUCAGGACACAUGUUUAGAUAUCGACCACGAAUUGAAGUGUCUGCGAAGUUGGUUUAAAAUAAUGGAGUCCUGUCUUCAACCGCUAGAUUUUAGAGCCAAAUACACAAAGACUGAAAUUGAAACAAAAGCUUUAGAGUUAAAUGUGCUGCACCGUGACAUUGAAAAUCACGGAAAGAUAGUAGGCACGGUUGUGAAAUUGUGCAAAAGACCAGAUGCGAAAUGCAACACUGCAAACGCACGACGCAUCGCCAAUGGUCUUGAGCGCAGAUGGCAUCUUCUGUUCUUAAGAUCUCUGGAAUGGCAAUGCUACCUGGAGUCACUAUCCAAAAGACAAAACUUUAGGAAUUCGGCAAGUUCGUCGGACGAGUCAGAUAGCGAUUGUUAUAAAGAACCGGUAUCCAAGUACCCAAGAUUAAGUAGCAAAGAACACACCCACAGGACUUAUAGUCAGCCUGAGAAUUGCGACUCGAGUGAAGACGAUGAAUGUUCAGUAGAGUCGAUUGACAUCGUUAUGAGCGAUACAAUUGACGUGGCAGAUGUGAAUGGAAUUGAUGUUGUAGACGGCGCCAUCCCGGUAGGCGCGGAUACUUCACAGUUCACCCAAUCAAACAAAAAAGCACCGAACUUAGCAACCUACUAUUUUAAGCACGAAGACACUGACUCAGACAUGGAUAGAAUUGAAAACUUCACACUUUCAAAAACGGACGGGCAAACAAGUACAUUGGACGAUACAUCUGAAGAAGAAUGGACUUUUACUAAGACGGAACACGCUGACGUACCAACGGACACGGUUUGUUUAAACGGAAAUAAUAAGAUGGAAGAGAUUGAUGAUCAAAUCGUGCCGAAGGCUAAACUGAUAUCAGAAGAUGAACUACGAAUGCUCGUUCAGAAGGCUGAAGAAUUAGUGAGUCCCGAAAAAUGCAGGAAAACAGAACGAAGUAAUUCAUUGAAAAUGUCAAGAGUUACCAAAUGGUUAAGCAUGGAAAAGCCUGACGACAGUUGCGAUGCGAGUGCAGAAGAAGAUGAAAAAGAAUCCCAGACUUCAGAAGAAUUUGAUGCCAGUACGAUGACCCUGAAGAAUUCACAAAAUACAUCUUACCCUGAAUUAAGUCACACAUGGUGCGGCUCUUGCAGUUCUCAGUUAAAUACGUCCACGCCGAACUCAGCAGGAAUCAACUUCUUGUCAAUAUCCGAAUCAGCACUGCACAAAAUAAGUCUUACCCCCAAAACUUUGAACAGAUUCACGGCUCUAAGCGCAAAUAGUUUUAACGUUAAUGGCAACAAUUCCACAUCAUCAACAGUUGAAGAAAUAUCUCCCUUGGUUACUGAAAAAUCAUCGCCCAUGAGAAGGAAGAAGACGAAACUUAAGAAGAAGGCAUUGUUCGGCAAAUCAGAUACGCACCUACUAUACAGCCCAGGCACUUCCAGACAACAUAGACAUUUUUUGAUCAAAUCUGAAUCAUUCUCUGGAUACAGCUUACAGAAAUCAAGCCAUGAACAACAUUCAACCAGUGAUCCGUCAACAGUCAACCACUCUUACUACACGGGGUGCGAAGCUUCCACGACAAGCGGGGCUGAAAGCGAAGAUGAUUCGAGGAAAAGGGUGCCCAACUUCAAGGUGGGAUUAAGGCAACGAUACCUGUGCAGCGGAGAAAUGAGAGACGAUAGCCCUGGAAAAAACAGCCUAAAUGCAACAGAAUCAAGUUCAUUGUCGGAAGCGUGGGAUAACUAUCAGGAAAAUUAUUUAUCUGAACCAUACAGCGAAUCACAUGAUUCAGACGCGGCAAGAAAACUACUUAAUUUCGGCGAAGACUACAGAAAUUUCAUUGAUAGUCAGUCAGAUUGGUCAGCUUUAUCCGAUAUGUCACCAAAGUUCAAAAGAAAAAUUUUAUCCCAUGAACAGGCUGCUGAAGAGUCGAACAGCGAUGAGGAGAGUUUGAAGCAGCUUAUAAACGAUUCUCGAGAUCAGCUAAAGUAUGCACAGAAUGUUUUCGACCACGUUAAGGAUGGAAUAAGCAAUGUUACAAACGAAGUUGAGGAGUUGAUGUCAAACUGUGACCGUCACAUUGCACUUCUCAGCCACAUCACAGAUUCUUCAGAUGAAUAUAAGAUGUCAGCUGGAGACAAAGCCGUUACGACAGGUUUGUUGAGUCAGUGGAAGGCGUUGAAAAUACGAAGUUUGAAGAUGCAGGAAUACAGAAGACUACAGAAGGAAAUAACCGAGCUCAAGAAUUUUAUUACUAAACUAGAAGUACCUGAUAAUACCAGCCAGUUUCAAGUUGGUGACAAUCCUUCACAGGAUAUAAAUAAUGAAAUUGAAUCCUGCAAUAAUCUUUUGGAUGUGAUAAAAACCCAGUCUGCCAAAUUAGCGUCGCUGAAUGCAGUAGUGCAUAGGUUCACUUUAGAGAAUCAAGAUUUUGAUGAUUUCAGCAAAUGCACCCUAAAAGCAGAGGUUUCGGAACUAUAUGAGCUCUUUGACAACGCUAGAACGAGAACUGCAACAAAAUUGAGUGAGAUCGAAAACCUGCUUCCCGUAUGGAAGAUGCUGGAGAGCCGUUUGGAGCAGCUGCAAAAAGAUUUGAAAGAAGACGGAAAAACCAUCCACAUUCUGGAUAACGUGCUCUCCAAUGGACAAUUCACGGACCAAACUGCAACCUGCGUUAGGGAUGUUGCGAAAGUGUUGUCUGAGUCUACAUCUUAUCAGGGAUAUCCUUUACCUGAGUUCUUCACCGAAGGCUCGUUCUCUGACAGUGGCAUUUCGGACGAAGGAUCUGAGCAUGAAAUCGGAGAACGACAAGGACGUUUAGCUGCCAUUAAAAGACUGGUUAGGCAGUUGGAAGUUGGUCUGAGCCCGGACUCCAAAGCUAGGUUGAUGAUGAGGGAGAAGCUAUCUUCAGCAGAAGAAGAAUUGAAAGCUUUACAACAGAGGUGUAGGAGUUUAAUUGUCAAAACUGCGGCGGUGUCACAUCCAGUUCUGGAAAGGAUAAGCCAAAAAGAAAAAUCGACAGGAGAUAAAUCUGCUAAACCAGAUGGUGGCGAUGAUGACCCAGGUAAUGACCCUGAAAAUACAAGGUGGUUUAAACGGCUCUUCAAGGCUUCAUUAGCCUUCCAACUUGUCAUUUUGACAUUUGUCUGUCUCAGUUGCUUGUACGAACCUCAGUGUUGUGAUUAUAUGAAUAACUAUCAAUGGUCGGUAAGUCCCAAAUUACAUUAUGAAGGACGACCGCCGAUAUAAUUCUGUAGGUGCUACUUUAACUGUAUUUUUGUAUAUAUCAACGUACUUAAGCCUUAGCUGCUCUUAAACAAAAUGAACAUAUCUAGUUAACUUUGCUUUUUUAUUCUUAUUGUAAUGCUCUAUCAAGCGGAGUACCUCCAUGUGUGUAGCCAGUAUUGAUUCUUAGAAAAAUAUUUCGGAAAUUCAAAUAGUUGAAUAGCAAAUAUAUUCAUUUUUGUUGCAACAAAUUAUUAAACUGUAUAUUGGAUUAUUAACUUUAACGUUUUUAGAAGCAAUGCUGCAUUACAAAAUAUUUUUAUUUUAACGGUUUUCGUUUUUUUAAUGCUUAGUUUGGGUAUUUCUGGGCGCCUGUAUUGUAAUUGUUUCUAUAACAUUAUUUUACUUUCGUUGAAAUUCAUCAGUUUUGCAAUAACAGUUGGAAACAAUUACUGAAUGUCAUAUAGGGUGUUAAUAUGGGUAAAUGGGUCGCAAAUGACGAAAAAUCGUUUCUGAAUAAAACGACGUUUAUUCUCCCGCGUCAAUACAAAUAUGUGAUAACUAAUAGAAAGUUGAAGUCCCCACAAUGUUUAUCUAUUUCUCGUUUUUGUAUCAAUAAAAAUAAUUUUCUAAGAAUCCGGUACUCUACAUAGUGGAAAUAUUAAUAGGCUUUUAAGUGAGACUCAUUAAAUACUAUUGCCACCAGAAAAUCGAGCCGCAAUUUUUAAUUCUUUAAUUAAUUAAUGUAAGAAGUAUCAAUAAGAUCAAGGAUUUUUUUGUGAAAUGUCUAGUUUCUGAAAAAUACCAAACCAUUUCAUAGUUCUUUACUAUUUAAUUUUUUUGUUUUAUAAAUUUUAUGUAUUUUUUUACACAAUUUAAAUUGGAAUUCUGUAUUCGUUUUCGAGCAGGCAAUAUACUUUGCGAAAAUCAAUAAAAACGAUUCACAUAAAGGACGUUUUCUGGUGACACUAACUUAAAUGGAGAGCAGUACAAAUCCCGUGAAUCAGUGAGUAUUUUUUAUAGUUACUAUUUUUAUAUGGAGUGAGAUAAAAAAUUAGAAUUAUAUUAUAGCUAGGUAAUUAAAAGCAGGAAUGUUGGAAUUUACCUGAUGCCAUAGUUUACAAUGGAUUUGCACCCUUUCAAACUGCCAUAUUAUUUUGACAUUUAAGGCGGUCCCGGUCUGUAAUUUUCUAAAUUCUUUUGCAUUUAAAUAUAAUUUUUCAAGAAAAAAAUGCAUUUCCUAUCCACUGAAUUCCAGUGACAAGUUUAGAUGGUUUUUAUAUUCAGACUGUUAAUUAUGGCCAAGAAGCUUUCAAUUCAAGUUUUUGAAGACAAUAUAAAGAUACAAACAUAAAUAUGUAGCAUAUUGUUACUGUCUGUAUAUAGCAGUUUUACUAUUUUUUAAAAAAAGGAAUACGUAAAGAAGUAUUUGUUGUGCAUAUAGCACAACAAAUCUGAAAUAAUAUUAAUAGUAAGUAUGGUUUUUGUAACCACAACGAACGUCCGAUAGUAUUUUUUAAAAUGGACUAAUAGUUCUUAUGACCAAAUGGUUGCUAAAACUUCAACAGUUUUUAUUUAUUGUUUUUUUCAUAUUGUUUGAUUGUUUAUAAUUUUUAUAUUACAUCUAUUACAUUGUUGUACCUUUGAAAAGUGUCACCCAUGACGUUUCUGUAACGUUUAGCGAAAUGGCCUCACAGCGUCUGUGUUCUAGAAACAAAGGAUAUAUUUCUAGAUAUAAAUAGGACAAACAAUGUCUGUGCUAUGACAGCAAUGACAGACUGACUCAAAAAUAUCCAGCACUUGUCUUACCUUGUAAUAUACCAACUUGAAAGGAAUUAUGAUACUGAUAAUAUUGACAAGACUUUCACUUGCACUUGGAAGUCUUGUAUGGAAUGCGACUUUUAUAAUGAGUUUGACACAGUUUUUACUUGUUAAACAAUAGUCCGUUCAUUAUAGUGCACUUUUCAUAGCUUAUGCAUUUACAAUGUGUUGUAAUCGUUGAAAUCAAAUCUUUAUUUCAACGUUUCCUGCAUGUCUGUAUAUUUUGAACGGACUACGUUAAUAUAAGUUUUUUUUAUUUAUAAGGUAUUUGCCAAGAUGCAAUAAUGGAACUUAAGUUAAGUGCCUAAUAUUAAUCUUAUAUUUUAUUAUAUAAUCAGUCAGUCCUAAUGAUUUUAUACCUAGAAGUUUAAAUUCGAACCUGCAUGUUAAAGGUUUAAAAUUCGAUAAUGUCGGCGUUUCGAUAUUUACGAAGGUAAUGUUAAUCUUUGCGUCGCGUAAUGAUGUCGUAAUUUUUAGCGAUGUAACACAGAUCUUUGAUUUAUCGUAAACGUCGACGUUAGGAUUUUUAUUCGCGAUACGAUACGACUAGUUUUUGGUAAUUAAUUAUUGAUUGUUUAAAAAAUGUCAAAAGUAAUUUAAACGAAAAAUAAAAUCAAGUAAGUACUUUCAAUCUAUCAAGAAGAAUUGCAGAAUUCUUUAAGCGAUACUAAAUAGUAGCCACAUCUCUUGUUGCAAUACUGUCUUUAAUAAAGAACUGGAAUUGUUCCAAGCACUGCAACAAAUUACAAAACAAACCUGCCAAAAACUAGUAUAUAAUUUAGUUGGAGUUAUGAAUGUGUGAGGCAUUGUUUAUUAACACAGCGAGUUAAAGUAAUAUAGUCGAGUCUUUGGUAUGGUGAAACGCCACAGUAAAUAAUGAAACGUUGUGGCUCAAAUUACUUUAGCUUGUAUGAAAUAUUUUUAUUUCAUUUUUUUACAACGAAUUUGAUGUUUUAGUCGUACUUAGACAUCUAUUGUUUUCUUCCUUUGAUACUUUUAUUUACUUACAUCACAAAAUGGAGUGCCUUGUUAGAUCCGUAUUGAUUGAUAGCGAAUUCUUCAAAAUUAAUGUAAUGUUCAUUUCCACGUUUAAUCAGAAUUAAGUAAAAAUAUAUGUUUUGCAUUUCCUUUAUGGCAUUAUUUCUGUUGUAUUCAUUUUUUAUUACUUGCUAAUUAGCUACAUUCAUUUUUUAUGUGUAUAAGCUAGACCUAGCAGAGAGUAGAAACGGAAAACGUAUUAGUGUGGAACUACUGUUUAAUGAUAACAACGGCCAAUAGAGGAUUCAUAUCCUUUUUGAUAUUCGGAUGAGUUUAUCGUUUGCUAUGUAUGUGGAGUAAAUAAAUUAAUAAAGGAUUUUGGUUUUAAA
Molecule: messenger RNA, 7537 nt
Organism: Dendroctonus ponderosae (mountain pine beetle)
Lineage: Eukaryota; Metazoa; Arthropoda; Insecta; Coleoptera; Curculionidae
Exons: 20
Coding region: 543-4373 (1276 amino acids)
Cellular component (GO): membrane
Source: RefSeq, a predicted model, not a curated record